Molecule: messenger RNA, 312 nt
Organism: Mesorhabditis belari
Lineage: Eukaryota; Metazoa; Nematoda; Chromadorea; Rhabditida; Rhabditidae
Source: the annotation of a GenBank genome assembly
AUGGGCGAUUUCCCAUUGAAUGAUCCCUCCAUCGCCAUUCACUACGAUGUCAUCCCAGUGAAGCCUGAAUGGGCAAAUGAGGAGAAAUUGCAAGAAUUUUUGUAUGAACGAUAUCGCCGAAAAGAUGAGCUCCUCAACGAAUUCUACAAAACGGGUCAAUUCCCGGGUGAAUCAAGAGGAACGGUGCAAGUGAAUGGAUGGUUGAUGUUGAGGGCACAGGUGUUUUGGAUGGGCUCGUACUACUUGCAUCACAUUUUGUGGAUUAAACCCUUGUGGACUUUCGUUGUCGCGUGUCUUUAUUCGAUGAUCUUC